GUCUCUGAUACUGGAGUAUUCAGCGUGUACAGAGUAACUAGCUCGUCUAUGUAUUUGCACCUUGGUCAUCUUUGCUAGAGACCUUGUAUCUUUUCCUGUCUGGUGUCAGCAUCGUCAACCUCCGCAAAGUCUAUUCUGCCCACCUACGUUACGUUACACGCGACUUUGAUCGUCGCAAAGUUACGGUUUCAACUUUUUUUUCAAACUGAUCGACCGUUGUAUUCAACACCUCGAAUUACCUACUCAGGUUGCGGCCACCAUCGCCGGCAGUCCUCUUGAGACUUGUCGACUUUUCCAUCCUCUCUCAACAAACAAUCACAACUGCCCAUCAUGAAGAUCCGAACCACGCAUUCACCAUUGAUCCUCCUCCUCCUUCCCGCCUUGGCGAAUGCGCUGUCCUCCCACGACGUUACCGACAUACCUGGCCCUGUUGCAAUUACAGAACAGACCGAUGGCCUUCCUGAGGCUGGCGUAAAGCGUCAUGACAUCCCCACGAAAGACGCUCCUGUUGAUGGCAGGGACGGAAAGCCUCACCAUGGACCGUUCAUCGAGACAGAUGACCACAAGAAGCCAGCUGAAGUUUUGCCUGAUGUCGGAUCCCCUGCCGCAGUUGGCUCUGCCUCUGGUCCUGCCACAGGUGCAGGUGCUGGUGUAGGUGCUGGAGCUGCUAUUGUACCUGAAGCUGGAGCUGCAGCCAAGGUCGACGCCAGCUCUGAAGCUCUUCCUGAGCUCAAGGGCCGACCAGAUGACCCUACUGUAGUCGAUGGCGCAAAGAUCCCCGAAACCAACGACGGCGUCAUGUUCGACAAGGACCGAGUCCACGCUCAACAAGGCACCACCGGCACCGAAGGCGGUGUGACCGAACGAUACAAGGCGCGAAAGUUGGAGGAGGAUCUUGCAGGCGAGGAAACAUUCAGAAAGCCUGCAUCUCCCAAGGAGGCCCCUCCUCUGCCACACAGUGAAGAAGAGAAGAUCCGUGCUUCUGGGGGAGACAAGACUGAGAAGACCGAGGACCAGGCCAGCGGCGAAAAGGCCGAUGACGUGAUUCCCAAGCCUGCGAAGCCCAUCAUCAGCAAUGACGAUGACCACGAUUAUACUGCAGGAUUAGGGAAGCCAGCUGAUCUCCCUGACCGACCCUCCGGACAAAACAAACCUGUGCAAGAUGCUACAAAGGCCCCACCAGUCGACCUAAGCCGAGGAACGACACACGAUGGACACCACGAUGACGAGAGCAUCAUCCAACCAUUCCACUCUUUCGUUCUCUCCUUCACCAUGAUUCUGGUCUCCGAAGUUGGUGACAAGACCUUUUUGGUCGCAGCACUUAUGGCUAUGAAGCACGAUCGCAUGGUUGUCUUUACCGCUGCCUUUGGCGCCCUCCUUGUCAUGACCGUCCUUUCAGCUGUUUUGGGACACGCAGUUCCUGCUCUGAUCCCCAAACGCGUGACUAGCUUCCUCGCUGCUGGUCUUUUCUUUGUUUUCGGCGCGAAGCUGAUGCGAGAGGGUAUGCAGAUGGACCCCAAUGAGGGUGUCUCUGCUGAAAUGCACGAGGUCGAACAAGAGCUUGCCGAGAAGGAGAAGGAAAUGGGCCGUAAGAGAGGUGAUUCCGUCUCCGCCUACACUCUUGAGAUGGGUAUGAAUGGCAAUGGCAACAGCAACGGCCGAAGAUCUCGUCCUAGCAACCGUCUCAUGUCGCCUCCUCGAUCACCUUCCCAGUCUCCUGUUAGGGACUCUCGCUCUGGUUCUGGUGCUGUCUCUAGCGUUGUUCAAGGUGCUACCAACCUUUGCUCUCUCUUGCUCAGCCCUGCUUGGGUGCAGACCUUUAUCAUGACUUUCCUUGGUGAAUGGGGUGACCGAAGUCAGAUUGCUACUAUUGCCAUGGCUGCUGGUCAAGAUUACUGGUGGGUAACUCUGGGUGCUACAUGUGGUCAUGCCAUCUGCACUGGUGUUGCUGUUAUCGGUGGCCGUGCCAUCGCUGGUCGAGUCAGUCUGAAAGUCGUCACUGUCGGUGGUGCCACUGCUUUCCUUGUUUUUGGCGUCAUUUACCUCCUCGAGUCUCUUUACAGUUAGAGGUGAAACUUUAACAAUGCACAAGUUUCUUUUCUCUUUAACAGGCCGUGGUUUUCACGCCUAUCGUCAUCGGAGACCAUUUGCCUAUUUGAUGUCUAACUCGUUGUAAUUAUUAACGGCCACUAUAAAACAAAAAAAGGGAUCGGGAUUCCCG
Molecule: messenger RNA, 2221 nt
Organism: Fusarium graminearum PH-1
Lineage: Eukaryota; Fungi; Ascomycota; Sordariomycetes; Hypocreales; Nectriaceae
Exons: 3
Coding region: 331-2067 (578 amino acids)
Biological process (GO): manganese ion transmembrane transport; Golgi calcium ion homeostasis; calcium ion transmembrane transport
Cellular component (GO): Golgi apparatus; fungal-type vacuole membrane
Molecular function (GO): manganese ion transmembrane transporter activity; calcium ion transmembrane transporter activity
Source: RefSeq, a predicted model, not a curated record